Messenger RNA from Alosa alosa (allis shad), 7169 nucleotides. It is a transcript of the gene ckap5, whose product is annotated as cytoskeleton associated protein 5. Lineage: Eukaryota; Metazoa; Chordata; Actinopteri; Clupeiformes; Clupeidae. Gene Ontology annotation, biological process: establishment or maintenance of microtubule cytoskeleton polarity; mitotic spindle organization; centrosome duplication. The transcript is spliced from 45 exons. The coding region runs from base 166 to 6273 and encodes 2035 amino acids. The record is from RefSeq and is a predicted model, not a curated record. Gene Ontology annotation, cellular component: centrosome; spindle pole; kinetochore. Gene Ontology annotation, molecular function: microtubule plus-end binding; microtubule plus end polymerase activity.
GCACGCUCUGUUCAUUUGGGUCCCUCCUUCUGACUCUCCGCCCUUGGAGGCGUUUCAAAGCCCGAAGAGUAAUGAUUGAGUAUCAGCUCCAUCUGCAUAAAAUCACCCUGCCUUCUCUGUCGGAACACAGUUAAACAGAUAAGGCACACCCAUACAGAAGCCACCAUGGGGGACGACAGUGAAUGGAUGAAGUUGCCUAUUGAUCAGAAAUGUGAACACAAGGUAUGGAAAGCAAGAGUAAAUGGAUAUGAGGAAGCACUGAAGCUCUUCCAGAGGAUAACGGACGAGAAAAGCCCAGAAUGGGCAAAAUACUUGGGACUCAUAAAGAGAUUUGUAACAGACUCCAACGCUGUAGCUCAGCUCAAAGGCCUGGAGGCAGCACUUGUGUAUAUAGAGAAUGCCCAUGUGGCUGGCAAAACGACUGGAGAGGUAGUGUCGGGAGUGGUCAACAAAGUUUUCAACCAGCCCAAAGCACGGGCCAAAGAGCUGGGCUCCGAUAUCUGCCUCAUGUAUGUAGAAAUAGAGAAAGCUGAGGUGGUCCAGGAAGAGCUGAUUAAGGGGCUGGACAACAAGAACCCCAAGAUUGUUGUAGCAAGCGUAGAGACACUAAGGAGAGCCCUCAGUGAAUUUGGUUCCAAGAUUAUCACCCUAAAGCCAGUAGUCAAACUGUUGCCAAAACUGUUUGAGUCUCGAGAAAAGGCAGUUCGAGAUGAGGCCAAAUUGCUAGCUGUAGAGAUUUACAAGUGGAUCCGAGAUGCACUUCGUGCCCCUCUUCAGAACAUCAACUCUGUGCAACUGAAAGAGUUGGAGGAGGAGUGGGUGAAGCUGCCCACAUCGCCCCCCAGACAGUCCCGCUUCCUGCGAUCCCAGCAGGACCUCAAGGCCAAGUUUGAGCAGCAUCAAGCUUCAGGAGGAGACCAGGUGGACGGAGAUGACGAUGAUGAAUGUGAAGAACCUGCUGAUCCAUACGAGCUCCUGGAGCCUGUGGAAAUCCUGUCCAAGUUGCCUAAAGAUUUCUAUGACAAAAUUGAAGCAAAGAAAUGGCAGGAAAGGAAGGAGGCUCUGGAGGCGGUAGAAACUUUGACCAAAAUUCCGAAGUUGGAGAAUGGAGACUAUGGAGACCUGACUCGCGCCCUGAAAAAGGUUGUUGGCAAAGAUACCAAUGUGAUGCUGGUGGCGCUGGCGGCCAAAUGCUUAACCGGAUUAGCGGCGGGUCUUCGGAAGAAGUUUGGGACCUAUGCGGGCCAUGUGGUGCCAACCAUCUUAGAGAAGUUCAAAGAGAAGAAACCCCAAGUGGUUCAGGCCUUGCAGGAGGCCAUUGAUGCAAUCUUCCUAACUACAACUUUACAAAAUCUGAGUGAGGAUAUUUUGUCUGUGAUGGACAACAAGAAUCCCUCCAUCAAGCAGCAGGCCUCCCUGUUCCUGGCUAGAAGUUUCCGUCACUGCACUCCAUCCACGUUGCCAAAAAGUGUUCUGAAGCCUUUCUGUGCCGCUUUUCUGAAGCAAGUGAAUGACUCUGCUGCAGAGGUGCGCGACGCUGCUUUUGAAGCUCUGGGCACUGCCAUGAAGGUGUUGGGGGAGAAGGCAGUGAACCCAUUCCUGGCAGACCUGGAUAAACUCAAGCUUGAUAGGAUAAAAGAAUGUGCAGAUAAAGUGGAGCUAGCUGGAGGAAAGAAAGGUGCUGCAGGAGCAGCUGAGAAGAAGGAGAAACCUGCAGCCAAGGCCGCGCCCGCAGCAGAGCCUCCACCCAAGGCCUCAGGGCCUCCUAAGAAGGCCCUAGCUGCCAAGUCGGCUGGUCCCCUGAAAAAGAGCAAGCCUUCCAGUACACCCAGUGGAAAAUCAAAGAAGGCUCCAGAAAGCAAAGAGAUUGUAGAGACUGAACUCUCACUGGAGGUGUGUGAGGAGAAGGCUGCUGCCGUGUUGCCCGCUUCCUGUAUGCAGCAGCUGGACAGUGGCAAUUGGAAGGAGCGUCUGGCCAGCAUGGAGGAAUUUCAGAAGGCUGUGGAGCAGAUGGACCGCAGCGAGAUGCCGUGCCAGGCACUGGUCCGGAUGCUGGCCAAGAAGCCGGGCUGGAAGGAGACGAAUUUCCAGGUGAUGCAGAUGAAGCUGCACAUCGUGGGCCUGAUCGCCCAGAAGGGCGUCUUCUCCAAGACAUCUGCCCUGGUGGUGCUGGACGGGCUGGUGGACAAGAUUGGCGACGUGAAAUGUGGCGGCAAGGCCAAGGAAGCGCUGACGGCCAUCGGCGAGGCCUGCUCCCUGCCCUGGACCGCCGAACAGGUGGUGUCCCUGGCUUUUGCACAGAAAAACCCCAAGAAUCAGGCUGAAACUCUAAACUGGUUGGCAAACGCCAUGAAGGAAUUUGGUUUCACAGGGAUCAAUGUGAAGGCAUUUAUCAAUAAUGUUAAGACUGCUUUGGGUGCCACCAAUCCGGCGGUGCGCACAUCUGCCAUCACCUUGCUUGGCGUGAUGUAUCUCUACAUGGGAGCUCCACUGCGCAUGUUCUUUGAGGAUGAGAAAACCGCCUUGCUCUCACAGAUCGACGCCGAGUUUGAGAAGAUGCAGGGCCAGUCUGCUCCGGCUCCCUUCAGAGGUGCCACUAAGAAGGGCGGUGCUGAGGAGAACGGAGAGGAUGCUGACGAGCAGGAGGAUGAGGGAGGAGCGGGAGAUGUCAUGGACCUGCUGCCCAGAACAGACAUCAGUGAUAAGAUCACAUCUGAGAUGGUGUCCAAGAUCGAGGACAAGAACUGGAAGAUCCGUAAGGAGGGUCUGGACGAAGUGGCUGCGGUCAUCUCUGAGGCCAAGUUCAUCCAGUCCAACAUCGGGGAGCUGCCCCUGGCCCUCAAGGGCCGUCUCAAUGACUCCAACAAACUACUGGUUCAGCAGACACUAAAUAUCCUACAGCAGCUGGCCAUAGCAAUGGGCCCUGGCCUCAAGCAGCAUGUCAAGCAUCUGGGAGUUCCCAUUAUCACUGUGCUUGGAGACAGCAAGGCGAAUGUGCGGACCUCUGCCAUGACUACACUGAAUGCCUGGGUGGAGCAGACGGGCAUGAAGGAGUGGCUGGAGGGAGAGGACAUGUCAGAGGAGCUGAAGAGGGAGAACCCCUUCCUCAGACAGGAGUUGCUGGGUUGGCUGGCCGAGAGGCUGCCCAGUCUGCGGGCGGCGUCCCCAGACCUGAUGCUCUGUGUGCCCCAACUCUACUGCUGCCUGGAGGACCGCAGCGGAGACGUGCGCAAGAAGGCCCAGGACGCGUUGCCCACCUUCAUGAUGCACCUGGGCUACGAGAAGAUGACCAAGGCCACCAGCAAGCUAAAGCCGGCGUCCAAGGACCAGGUGGUCGGCAUGUUGGAGAAGGCACGAGCGGUGAUGCCGGCCAAGCUCGGUCCUCCGGCCAAAGCCGCCCCAACCAAGGCAGCCUCCUCUGGGAGACCCACCACAGCUCCAGCCAGUGCCCAGAGUGCCGCAGAUGACUUUGCUCCCAGUGAACGUGAGCGGGAACGAGAAUCCAAACCUGACACCAAGAGAGCAAAGUCAGCUGGCCCAGCUGCUAAAAAGGGUGUGGUGGGGAAGAAGACUGUGGUCAAGGCCAAUGCCAAGGAUGAGGAGGAUAAGUCCGGCCCCAUCUUCAUCCUGGUGCCCAACGCUAAGGAGCAGCGUGUGAAGGAGGAGAAGUCACUCAAGAUCCUGAAGUGGAACUUCAACACUCCGAGGGAUGAGUACAUCGAGCAGCUCAAGACCCAGAUGUCUAUCUGCCUGGCCAAGUGGCUCCAGGACGAGCUCUUCCACUUUGACUUCCAGCGCCACGUCAAAGCUAUCGGCUCCAUGAUCGAGCACAUGGAGGACGAGCGGGACGCGGUGAUCGGCUGUCUGGACCUGGUGCUGAAGUGGUUCACGCUGCGCUUCUUUGACACCAACACCACCGUUCUGAUGAAGGCACUGGAGUUCCUCAAGCUGCUCUUCACCAUGCUGAAGCGCGAAGACUACCACCUCAGCGACUACGAGGCCUCCUCCUUCAUCCCCUACCUCAUCCUCAAGGUAGGGGAGUCGAAAGACGUGGUGCGCAAGGACGUGCGGGCCAUCCUCUCCAUCCUGUCUAAGGUGUACCCCGCCAGCAAGCUCUUUCCCUUCCUCAUGGAGGGCACCAAGUCCAAGAACUCAAAGCAGAGAUGUGAAUGUUUGGAGGAGCUAGGGUGCUUGAUUGAGGGCUUCGGAAUGAAUGUUUGCCAGCCAACUCCGGCUAAAUGCCUGAAGGACAUCGCUGUCCACAUUGGUGACCGUGACACAACUGUCCGGAAUGCUGCUCUCAACACUGUGGUGGUGGUGUACAAUGUCUGUGGGGACCAGGUCUUCAAACUCAUUGGCAAUCUCUCUGAGAAGGACCUGAGUAUGCUGGAAGAGCGCAUCAAGCGUUCGGCAAAGAAGACUCCCCCAGCUCCCGCCAAGCCGGCUGAGCGGGCGCAGCGCGAGCACCCCACCAACCCCAGCGCCACCUUCAUGCGCAAGCCUGCCGCUGCCCAGGAGGACAUGCCCAACAAGCUCAAAAUAAUGUAUCGCACGUAUAGGAUCCAAGCGCGCCAGCACAACGCUCACUCCGAGUAUUCGGCGCCCUCUAUCCCACGGGAGUUCCAGCUUGACCUGGACAUGAUCGAGAAUGACCACACGAAUGUGUGCGAGCUGCCCGACCUGGUGCAGCACAAGCUGGACGAGCUGCUGGAGCCGGUCAUGAUCCCAGAGCCCAAGAUCCGUUCGGUGUCUCCGCACUUUGAUGACCUCCGCAACAGCACAGCCUCCACUAUCAACUUCGUCAUCUCCCAGGUGGCCAGUGGAGACAUCAACACCAGUAUCCAGGCCCUAGCACAGAUCGAUGAGGUGUUGCGGCAGGAGGACAAGGCAGAGGCCAUGUCGGGCCACAUUGACCAAUUCCUCAUCGCCACACUCAUGCAGCUGCGGCUCAUCUACAACACCCACAUGGCUGACGACCGGCUGGACAAGAAGGACAUCUUCAAGCUCUACAGCUGCAUCAUCGGCAACAUGCUCUCUUUGUUUUCUGUGGAAAGUCUGGCGCGUGAGGCGUCCAUGGGGGUGCUGAAGGACCUGAUGCAUGGCCUCAUCACGCUCAUGCUGGACGCGCGGGUGGAGGACAUCGAGGACGGCCAGCAGCUCAUCCGCUCGGUCAACCUGUUGGUGGUUCGCGUGCUGGAGAAGUCAGACCAGACCAACAUCCUCAGUGCUCUCUUGGUGCUGCUACAAGACAGUCUUCUCACUACAGCAGGGUCUCCGAUGUUCUCAGAAUUGGUCAUGAAGUGCCUGUGGAGGAUGAUCCGGUUCCUUCCGGAGACUAUCAACAGCAUUAACCUGGACCGCAUCCUCCUGGACGUCCACAACUUCAUGAAGGUGUUCCCCAAAGAGAAGCUGAAGCAGCUCAAGAGCGACGUCCCCCACCGGACACUCAAGACCCUCCUGCACACCCUGUGCAAGCUCAAAGGUGCCAAGAUCCUGGAUCACCUGUCGAUGAUCGAGAACCGCAAUGAGUCAGAGCUGGAGGCACACCUGCGGCGAGUGGUCAAGCAUGCGGGCAACCUGUCGGGUCACAAAUCCGACAAGGGGUCUGAGAAGGGAGCGAUCCGGACGGAUGAAAAGAUGUCCAAGUCCAAAGUGAGUGAAAUUCUUUCAGAGAUUUUCAAGAAGAUUGGCUCCAAGGAGAACACUAAAGAGGGUCUGACAGAGCUGUAUGAGUAUAAGCUGAAGUAUUCGGAUGCUGAUGUUGAGCCUUUCCUGAGCAACACAUCCCAGUUCUUCCAGAGCUACGUGGAGCGAGGCCUGCGCAUGAUCGAGUCUGAGCGCGAGGGCAAAGGUCGCAUUCAGUCCUCCAGCACUGUGAUUCCCCAGCAUGUUGGUGAUCCCUCCACGUACAUGCCCAGCUCCAGCAGUGUCCCAAUCAACAGCAACGGGGAGGAACUGAAACCAGCCGUCUACUACGAGAGGCUCAAGAUCCUGAGACAAAGACAUGGUCUAGAGAACAACUCCAAGCUGCAGCAGCAGCAGCAGCAGCAGUCGUCUGCGGACGAGCGGCCGCCCCUCACCUCCCUGCUGUCCAAGCCCACGGUGGCCUCGUCCACCGACAUGUUGCACAGCAAGCUGUCGCAGCUGAAGGAGUCCCGUGAGUCGCACUUCCAGCAGGAGCACUCGCACAGCCCCACGCGCUCCUCCUCGCCCGCCGCCAACCUCGACGACCUCAAGAAGAGGCUGGAGCGCAUCAAGAGCAACCGCCAGUGAGCGCUGCGUAGAUUAGCGCUAGCUCUGGCUGCUAACACCACCCCAACAACCACCUCCAACACCACACCCGCCACCAGGCUAGCCAGGCUAGGCCCUUGCUAGGCCCUUGCUUGUACUCCCACACAUAAGACACGCAUCCAUAGUUGACCCUGGGUCUUAUUUUCAGUCAGGGCCACCCAUACACUCCUGUGUAUAAAAAUAUAAUAAUUAAUUCAACAUAAAAACCAAGCUUCCCAUCUCCUUGUAUUAUAUAAUAUUUAAUUAUUGAAUAACUUUUUUGUUUGUUUUUUGUUUUUAGUAUUGUGCAGUUUGUUUGUAUGUGUAUAUACUCAUGAACGCUAACCACUGGCUUCUAAGUGUCAUUUUAGGAGUUUUCAGCGUAUGGUUUCCUUGUGCAGAAUGCUUUUAUUAUGCGUCACAUAAAGCUGUCCCUGUUUUCUAGACGUCUGAGCAGAACCAUGUCUCUUCUCUUCAUCUUCUCCAGGGCCUCCAGCGUAACCAUGUCUCUUAACCACUCUGCUGGAGUUUUACUUUCUCUUUUUCUUCUUUUACUUGCUUUUCCAUACUAGAGGUUCCUGUACAAUUUGAAGGAUUUUUGAUUGUGUCCUUGAAAUAAGGAGCAUGGCAUGAAGUACUUUUAAACUAUUUUAUUUUGUAAAUAAUGUUUGCAUUACUAAAUGCUGUUUUGAGAUUUAAAUAAUUGGUUUGAUUUUUUUUUUUUUUUUUUUUUUUUUCUCCCCUGGCUUUCUGACGUGUUUGUUAGAAUGCUGGUCAUCCUGAUGCAUUGUUUUGUAUUUCAUCCAGUUGGAAGUAGUCUUAAACUGUUGCUAUUGAGUUUUACGUGUAUAAUCUAUAGUGAAAUGGCAAUAAAGGUCCAUUGUUUUUUUAACAAACUA